AAAGAAGAAGUAAAAAACACGUGAUGUUCAUGUACAAGGUGAAAUGCAGUGCAUUACAUAAAAGCAAAACAAAAAUUUAGCCAUGUCCCCUUGCUUUGAUAUAUGUUCUUAUGUCUGACCAAAUUAAGCAAAGACAAAACUCGAGUCAAUUAAACCCAAGUCAGUCCUUUGAAUCGAUCAGGUCGAAUCUUUUUCAUAGUAGCUAUUUUCGCAACCUAUCAAGCCAAUCGAGCUGGGCCCUUUUCCGUAAUAGAAAAUUUCCCUUUAACACUCAUUUUUUCCGAUCUAUUCAGAGCUUUCCGUCGGCUUCAAACUUGGAUUAAAAUCCCUAGUUAGUACUCAAGAGUCAAGAGGGAGAGGGAAAGAGAUGGCGGACGCAUCCAAGGCGUUUUUGGAGAAUGCACUCCAGGAGCUAAUGCUUAACCAGUCGGAGAUCGAGGGCCCAUUGAGUGGCCAGAUCCAGGAGCAAUCAGGUCGAGAUCACACCAAGGCUCGCGACGUCCAGAUCGAGGACGAGGAGAAGUUUCUCACCGAAUUCGAAGACUCGUAUCACACCGAGGCUCGCGACGUAGUUAUCGAUCAUCAGACAGUUGGUGGGUGCCGGCGGUGGCGAUGCAGGCAGCGGCGACUGAAGGCGCAAGAUCUGGAUACCAGAAGGUGGCGGGAGAUUGGAUGCGAGAGGCGACGGGCUAAUUGGAGCACUCGCGAUGUUGUUUAUGAGGUGAAGGCGAAGGAGGAAAAGGCCAACAGCACCAACCUUCUUCCUCUUCUCCAAGUCUUCGAAAUGGUGAUGCAGAGCACUCGCGAUGUUGUUUAUGAGCUGAAGGCGAAGGAGAAAAAGUUCAACAGCACCAACCCUCUUCCUCCAACUACUACUCUUCUUGAAAAUCAAGAAUUGAUGCAGUCUACUGCUGGAGCUGUAGACUGCAUCAAGAGUAACCAACUGAGUGAUUCUUCAACUGCUGUUGGUUCAUCAUCAAGACGUGAACUCACAAGCAAAUAUGACGUGGUUGGUAUUCAACGAGAUCUGUCUAAAAUAAAGAGACUGCUUACUUGUCCUCCAUCCAAACUACAAGUCCUCCCAAUCGUCGGAAUGGGAGGGAUUGGUAAAACUACACUUGUUAAACUUGUUUAUAGUGAUAAAUUGAUUAUGGAGCAUUUUGAAAUUCGAGGUUGGGUGACAAUAUCACAAGAUUACAGUGUAGCUAAUAUUGUUUCAAAUCUGCUUGCUUCGAUGAAAGGAAUACAAGAAGGGAGAGGUGUACAGAGCAAGAUCUCUGGGGAUGAGGAAAUUCACAGUUGCUUAAGAUAUAGAAGGUAUCUUAUUGUAGUGGACGACGUUUGGAGUAAGAAAGCUUGGGAUGAUAUGAAAGAGCUAUUUCCUGACGACUAUAAUGGAAGUAAGAUCAUUCUAACCACAAGGCUACAAGAUGUGGCUGCAUAUGCUGAUCCUUCUAAUUCCUUUCAUAUGAUGCGUCCCUUGGGUCAAAAAGCUAGUUGGGAAUUGCUACAAAAAAGGGUGUUUGGUGGAAGGUGUCCUCACAUAUUUUCAAGUGUUGGAAGAGAAAUUGCAGCACAAUGUAGAGGAUUGCCUCUAUACGUUGUGGUGGUGGCAGGACUUCUAUCUAAGGUUGAUCAAACUGUUGAUGCUUGGAGGCAAAUAGCGGAGGGGAAUGAUGGGCAACUUGACACCAAAAUUUUCUUGAGUUACAUCCACUUGCCUCAUCAUGUAAAGUCAUGUUUCUUAUAUAUGGGAGGUUUCCCUGAAGAUCACCAGAUCCGUGUCUCAGAACUGAUCAAGCUUUGGGUAGCUGAAGGCUUUUUACAUCCAAACGGAUCUAAAAGCUUAGAAGAUGAGGCGAAAGAUUGUUUGGAGGAUCUUGUUGAGAGAGGUCUAGUUUUGGACACUAGCAGUAACUUUGAUGUCAAAAUCAAAAGUUGUGGCCUCCAUGAUGUCGUGCGUGACUUUUGCAUAAGACAGGCCCAACAAGAAACAUUACUUCUUCCUGUUUUGGAUUACUUACCAAGUCCUAUUCUUAGACGGCAUUUUCUUCCGCUAGUCUUGAAGAAUCAUAAGCGCAUAAGUGUUACUUGGCAUGAUCUAGAUCUCAAGGACUCUACGCAUAGCUCAGGUACACAUUCUAUUAUAUGCAUCCCGCAGAAGGGAUAUAGGCCUAAAGGCUCUAUAGAGAAUUUUAGUUUGCUUAAGAUUCUUCAUGUUCUACGUAGAAAUGAUUACUGGGAAUGGGAACCGACUCAAGUGUUUGAUCUGAUUCAUCUAACUUACCUUGCUGCCAACAUUCCCACAAGUAUAGUUCCUCCAACCAUAUCAAAGCUUCAUAAUCUUCAGACUUUGAUUAUUUAUAGAUCUGAGGUUCGUUUACCAGUGGAGAUUUGGAGGCUGAGCCAAUUGAGACAUCUUAUUGCCUUUUCAUUUCAUCCUUUACCCCAUCCUGAAGUAACAGCUAUUCCUCUAGCAAACUUACAAACAUUUUCGCUGGCAACGGAUUUUGUAUGUGUGAAAAUGAUUCCAAACAUUCAAAAGUUGGGAAUAUGCUACUCUGAAGAGAAGUUUGGUGAAGGCUAUCAUCUUAGGCUUCUUAGCAAUCUGUUCAGCAACCUGUUUCGACUUGAGAAACUGAAAUUGGAGAGACAUAGUUCAUUUUGCGGGAGUCUGAAUCUUGCCUUUCAGUUUCCUCUUUCACUGAAGAAGUUAACACUAAGUGGCUGGAAGUUUCCUUGGAGUCAUAUGAAGAUUGUUGGUUCGUUGCCUAAUCUUCAAGAGUUGAAAAUAAGGAAGUAUGCUUGCAACGGGAAAUGCUGGGAAACUUCUAAGAGAGAUUUUGUUAAUCUGAGGCUUUUGCUUAUUGAUGAAUCAAAUUUGCAGCAUUGGAGAGCUAAAAGUCGCCACUUCCCACGGCUCAAGUGCCUAAUGCUUCUUCGUUGUCCAGAUUUGUCAGAGAUUCCAAUUGCUCUUGGACAUAUUCCAACGCUUGAACUGAUUGAAAUCGAUGAUUGUAACAAAUCUCUUUUCAAGUCAGCUAGAAAGAUUCAAAGGACACACCGAUUGAAUUUUGGUGAUGGCCUUCAUGUUCGUAGGAUGCGUUCUUGAUAUACUCUUUCAGAUUCGACUCUGUACUUCAUAUCAGAGUGUUGAUGAGCUAGCUUACCAGAUGUUUGACUGAUACAAAAGGCAAAGAGAAUGGUAGAGAGCUAGCUAGCUCCAAAUGAUUGAUCAGAAAUGAAGUCAUUUGGCUUUCGGGUUUGACAUGUUGGUUUGUAAGUUGUGUCAACUCUUUCGUUUCUCUUUUCUAGUUAGGUCACAUGGGACAGAUUUGUAGGUUCUAUUUGUGAUUGUAAGGCAUGUGCUGAAGGCUCGACGACUAACUCAUUGCUAUUGGGUGUUUCACGAGUUAUAACUACUUUGAUGAUUGACUAUAUAUCUGAGAGGUAGAAGAGGGUUGAAUGAA
Messenger RNA from Salvia miltiorrhiza (redroot sage), 3470 nucleotides. RefSeq names its product putative late blight resistance protein homolog R1A-3. Gene Ontology annotation, molecular function: ADP binding. Gene Ontology annotation, biological process: defense response to other organism. The record is from RefSeq and is a predicted model, not a curated record. NCBI's taxonomy places the organism in Eukaryota, Viridiplantae, Streptophyta, Magnoliopsida, Lamiales, Lamiaceae. Bases 368 to 3112 code for a protein of 914 amino acids. The transcript is spliced from 4 exons.